This is a messenger RNA of Haliotis rufescens (red abalone), 2261 nucleotides long. RefSeq names its product dehydrogenase/reductase SDR family member on chromosome X-like. The transcript is spliced from 7 exons. The record is from RefSeq and is a predicted model, not a curated record. NCBI's taxonomy places the organism in Eukaryota, Metazoa, Mollusca, Gastropoda, Lepetellida, Haliotidae. Bases 84 to 1112 code for a protein of 342 amino acids.
AACAGUCCCAGCAUAACAUUCACAGUGUGUGGAGUCUGCAAACCGGAAGCUUGCAAGGGGAAGUAAUCCUAAAGUGAUGAGAAAUGUCGAAAGCAGAAAGUCUACGAAUUUCGCUUCAAAUUUUAGUACUGCAUAUCUGGUCUUGCUUAAAACUCUACCUCAUUGGAAUAUACGCAUUACUUAAAGAACUCACAGAGAAAACAGUUGUGCCAGUGUUUGAGGAUGCACAUGACGGGCAGGUUGCCAUAGUAACAGGAGGAGCAUCUGGCAUUGGAUAUCAAGUUGCCCGAAAAUUAGCGCUGAAAAAUCUCCAUGUUUUCAUAGCUGGAAGGAAUAAGCAGGAAGGCGAUGAUGCUAUUGCAAAGAUCAAAGCAGAACUGUCAACAGUAAGAGUUCAGUUUCUACACUUGGAUCUAGCAUCGUUGACAUCUGUCCGGUCAUUCGCCGAGAACUUCCUGCACACAGGAUUGCCCCUACACAUCCUGAUCAACAAUGCUGGUGUCAUGCUGGUUCCGUACAGUGAAACUGAAGAUGGACUUGAGACACACUUUCAGGUGAACUACCUGUCUCACCUGUACCUCACCUGGCUGCUGCUCAACAAGAUGAAAGCUUCAGGUGUACCGGACAGGUGUGCUCACAUCAUCAACGUGUCCUCUGUUGUACACUGGGUUGCUGAUGCCCCCGACAUCCAGCCAAGCCACACAAGCUUAUCCAAAUACUCCCCACAUUCGGCAUAUGCAAGUUCCAAACUUGCUGUGAUUAUGUCGACCUACAUCCUCAGCCAGUUGCUGAAGGGAGAUAACUCUAAUGUCACUGCCAACUGUCUCCAUCCUGGCGUGGUCAAUACGAAUUUGUAUGAAAAUAUACACUGGUCCGUUCGGUGGGUCAUGGAAAUAAUGCGCCAUCUGUUCUUCAAGGAUGCCAUUCAAGCUGCCAACAGUGUGGUGUACUUGGCACUGUCACCGCUGGUCGAAAGUCAUACUGGAGGUUACUAUGACAACUGCAAAGUCAGCCAAUCAAAGCACUGCACCUACUCCAAGACUUGCCAAUUUAAUUUAGAAAAAAUGUCUUGUGAACUUUUGGGUAUUCAGAGUUUGCAUCAAACAUCCUGACAGAAAGACUGCACACCAUUAUUGUAUACCUCAGAUAUUUAGCUCACCUGGUCCUAGUCCAGCAACACCUGAUAUGGUUCUCCUUUCUGUCAUUUGACUACACCUUAGAUUUGUUUGUAUUUCCGGAGGAUGACUUGAACAGAAACUGAUGAAUCCUUCAUAAAUUUUUCCCUCAUGAAAGAUAGAUCAAAUUCAAUGAUCAAAACUAGUAAAUAAUUAGUUUAAAUACUUAUCCAAUAGGUCAAUUUUGUCAUACAGUCAUUGUCUCACCAUCAGUAAUAAGCUGGUGAUUUUAAGACAUGAACCAUUUUUAUACAUCGUUUGGUGAAAAGAUCAAGUUUUCAGAAAACCUCCAAAAGCUAUUCCAUGUUUGUACAUGAAUAUGUGGGAUAAUACCAGGCAUACACUAUUUGCUGAUGACUCCUAUUAAUGUUGUGCUAAACAUGAAUACAUGUGUUACGAAGUUGUGACAUGAUAGACUGAACAAAGAAUGGUGUAUUCCAAGGACUGUGUCACAGAGAGAUCAAGGUUACAGCAGAUCCAAGAGGCCAUGUAAUUAAGUGUUUUUGCUUUUACCAAGCAAUGGUUUAUUUAACCUCAGUGUCACAGAAUAGUCAUGCAACAAAUGCAAGACAACAGUAUUCAUAGACAACACUAUGAAUACAUUCGUGUACAGAUUCAUAAGGGGGCGGUCGUGUUGCCUUGUGGUUAAAGCGUUCGCUUGUCACACCGAAGUUUCGAUUCUGACAUGGCUACAAUGUGUGGAGCCUAUUUCUGGUGUCCCCCGCCCAGAUAUUGGUGGAAUAUUGCUAAAAGCAGCGUAAAACCAUACUCACUCACUCAAAAGAAUGAGGUAGGAUAAGGCCCGUUUUGGCCCAUUGGAAAUGUCAACUUUUAUCUGACAGAAUACUUUGUAAUAAUAGUACAAAAAAACAUCAGACAUAUUCAGAUGGUUGACAACUGACAUAAUUUUACACUUCCAAGUUGGUUCCUUCUGUCAUUUUCAAGUACACAAGAAUGGCUAAAAUAUGUUUGUUGGUUUGUUUGUUGUUUAACGCUGCACUCAGCAAUAUUCCAGCUAUAUGACCGCAGUCUGUAAAUAAUCUUGUCUGGACCAGACAAUCCAGUGAUUGACAUCAUGAGCAUCGA